AUGUUCACUCCUCGCAUCAUUAUCACAGGUGCCGGACCUGGCGGUCUCGCCCUCGCCCGACUCUUGCACCUGCGCAAUAUCCCCACUACCCUUCUUGACCUCCGCUCUCGGCCCACUAUCUCCGAGCUCGAACGCCCGUCCGGUAUGCUGGACCUGCAUGAAGAUACUGGACUGGCGACCAUACAGGCCUGCGGCCUAGAAAGGGGGUUCAAAGAGGCACUCGGAGACUGCUCAGAGGCUGUACGGAUCCGGACACCCUCGGGGAAGCUGCUGUUUUCGGAUGAAGGGGAGGGAGCCAAUCGGCCGGAGAUACCGAGAGCGUCACUCGUGGAUCUACUGGUACGCUCUAUUCCGGAUAGGGCGGUACGAUGGGGGACCAAGGUAUCGGGGUUGCGCACAGAGCAGACCGGGCCGGACGGGACCGAGGCGGUCGUCUCCCUAGCAGACGGCGGGGAAAUGAGGGCAGACCUCGUCAUUGGCGCAGAUGGCGCCUGGUCGAAGACUCGGAGGCUCCUCACAUCUUCCACACCUAUCUACACCGGUAUCCAGUACAUCACAGCCACUGCUCGGCAUAUCACCAGAUCACACCCUCAUCUCCUUGAAAUCAUCGGUUCGGGAUCGUCCUUUGCCCUCGGCUCCGGACACGGCAUCAUGACUCACCGGGGACCGCAGGAUUCUAUGCGGGUCUACAUCGCUAUCAAGACUCCCGAGGAGCACUGGGCGGAGAAGGUGGGUCUGAGGGGAGCGUCAGCGAGGACGGCAGGGGAGGCGGUACUGUCAGAUCCGGACCUGUUUAGGGAUUGGGCGCCCGAGCUGCGUGAGGUCAUCCAGGUGGCGUGCGAGGCGGACACGAAGGACGGGUAUAACUCGGCAUUGGAUAUCAAGCCGAUCUAUACCCUUCCACAUAAGGAGCUAUGGCCGGCUCAGGCGGGAGUGACGGUACUCGGAGACGCCGCACAUCUUAUGGCUCCGAACGGGGAGGGAGUCAAUACCGCCCUGGCCGACGCUCUCGACCUCUCUCGUCUCCUUGGCGAUCCCUUCGAGGCCGAGACGGCGGCGGAGUGGCAGGCGGCGGUCGCGCCGAAGUUACGCGAGUAUGAGAAGCUCAUGCACGAGCGCGCGGCGAGGAGCUUUGCGGAUACGGAAGAGCUGCUGGGGAUCAUGCAUGGGGAGAAUGGGGCGGAGGCGAUGACAGCCAUGUUCGAGGGCUUCGGGAUGGGCAGCGGAGAGGCACAAGCGGCGGUGGAGAUGAGCAAGUGA
Messenger RNA from Dioszegia hungarica, 1260 nucleotides. Its product is annotated as salicylate hydroxylase. Gene Ontology annotation, molecular function: FAD binding. The record is from RefSeq and is a predicted model, not a curated record. The transcript has a single exon. Bases 1 to 1260 code for a protein of 419 amino acids. NCBI's taxonomy places the organism in Eukaryota, Fungi, Basidiomycota, Tremellomycetes, Tremellales, Bulleribasidiaceae.